Molecule: messenger RNA, 366 nt
Organism: Suillus clintonianus
Lineage: Eukaryota; Fungi; Basidiomycota; Agaricomycetes; Boletales; Suillaceae
Exons: 2
Cellular component (GO): nuclear pore
Molecular function (GO): structural constituent of nuclear pore
Source: RefSeq, a predicted model, not a curated record
GAGAAAAGCCUAGCACAAGCCUAUUCAUUUGUCCGUGCUGGUAGAUUGGAUGAGGUAGUCCAAUUAUGCAGGAAAGCACAUCAGUCAUGGAGAGCUGCGAGUAUCCGUGGUUCGCUACUGUUAACGAUAAACGAGAUGACGCUGAGGAUGUCGAAGGAUGGCAGGGAAACUCAUGAAAAUUGUGGAAAUCAACAUGUGCAAGAGCAGUCCUGAAUGUGCGCCAUUCAACCGUUUGUGUACCAUCUUCUUAACACGUCCUUCAAGCCCCACCUCCUCGAUCCAGAGAGAAUUCUCUAUGCAGCUCUUGUGCCCUGCCCGCAAACAUUCAGCGUCCUGAAGUCUGCAUGUCGGACAUGGGAAAACCAC